AUGUGGGUCCUCGAGUCCAGCGGCGACUUCUUCCAGGGCCGACGCAUUUGGCUGAAGCCAGGCAAAUCGUACUUGUUCGGUCGAACCAAGAGAGAUGAUGUGGCCUACGCGCUCGAUGUCAAGACAGUAUCUCGCAAACACUUCAUCAUCGAGGUAUCAGCGCCCGCGGAUGGAGAAGAGACUCGGCUCUACGAGCGUACAAGAUGUGUGGUCAUAGAUCAAACGUCCAAGAGUGGGACCACCGUCAACAACAUCCUGCUGAAGAGCAGUGACGAAAUGAAAGGCAGGGAGCUGACCCAAGCUGACAACACUGUGAAGCCAGGAAACAGCGAUGAGGUGCUUCUGAUCAAGUGGGUGCCAUGCACACUUUCAUAUCAUCUACUCCAGAAGGAACUCAAGGCUGGUGUGUUGGCGGUCAAGCAGGAAAAGGCGAGGAGAUUGGGCAUCAAGGCCGUUACUGACUUCGUUCCUGGCGAGACAACGCAUGUCGUCGCUACCAAGCGGAACACGGCGAAAGGUCUGCAAGCCUUGAUCACGGGUAAAUACGUGGUCACUGAUGCGUUUGUCGAGGCUCUGGAGCUGGCUGCUACACCCAACACGUUGAGCCAGGAUGAAAAUCUGUGUCCGCUCGAGGAGGACUUCGAGGAGAAUUGGCCCAACGAGAUACUCUAUUUGCCCGCACCCGCAAAAGAGCCUACCACCAAACCUGAUGAAGCGUACAGACCUCAGCCGACCAGAACUCAUGUCUUUGAGCAUUUCGUCUUCGUGUUCGGUGAUGAGAAGCAACUGGAGACCCUCAUGCCAGUCAUCACCACCGGUCAUGGCAAGGCGAUUCGGUUCAAAGUCGUCAAUGGACAGAGCACGGUUGAUGAUCUUGUCACGUUCAUGCAGAACGCAGAUGGGAAGAAGUCUGGCAAUUCUCACGCACGAUCGGAUGGUGGAGCGAUCCUGGUUAGAUGGAAGGGCGCCGAGCCUCACGCUGACUGGACGAACCACCUAAUCGAUCAGGCAGCGUUGAAGCUAGAUCAGAGGGCGAUUGACCAGUCCGAGUUUCUUGAUGCAAUUCUGUCCAACAACGCGGCUCAGCUGCGGCAAGCUAUCCCGCAAGAGUCAUUCGUUGAAGGUAUUCGAGCACCUCCGCCGUCGUUCGCCGCUGGGAGAGGUCAGACACAGGUUCAGACUAAUGGGCAUGGCUCGAGAUCUGCUGAGGCACGCCAUACCCGCAACACACCCUCCCCAUCACCACAGAACCCGCUUUCAAGUGAAAGUCCUCCACCGACGAACCAUCACGUGAAGCGUGUAGCGCCUGUGCAGCCUCCAACACGUGAAAGCCGGAGCGGCAGAACCUCAACAGCUCAUUUCGACACGCAGCCCGUAGCACAACAACCAGCUGCACGACGCCGCAGUCAGCCUGCAUCAGAUCAAGUCGUAGCUCAAGAGCCAGAACAGCCGACUGCAGGAAGUAUGGCUCAAUCUCAAGACUCCGCCCCUCAACCCGACACGUUCGAAGCACAAGUUCGCAAAUCACGAUAUCUUCCGCCAGUCGCAGUGAAGAAAUUCGAUGAUGAUUUCAAUGCUGAUGAUGUGGAAGACUACGAAGAGGAAGACGACGAGGAAGGAUCACAAGUCUCCAUCGUGGACGAUUCCGAAGCGGAAGAUGCUGCACCAGAGGCAAUUCCAGCUUCUCAGCCUGUUCAACAAACGUCACGUAAGCGAGUUCGAGAGCCAAGUCCAGAGAGAGACAUGAUGGACGAACUUCUUCCUGCGGCCAACGCGAUGAAACGUCAACGCCGUCAGUGGGAGGAAGAGGCUGAGCGGACAGGGCGGCCGUUGCAGACAACGACUGAACCUGUUGCAGUGGCUAAGCCGACCAAGAAGAAGGAGAUAGAUCCUGCCGAACUCAUAAGAAUGGCGCGUGAGCGUGCAAAGGAACAGAACGCCGAGCGUGAGGGAUCCCAGGAACCUCCGGAGUCAACGUACAAUCCCGAAGAGAGAGGUCCAACCCACCUAGCCGUGGUCGAGCACAUUGAGCUUCCGGUCCGAAAGCGCAUUGUCCGAAGUGGCAUGAACCCGGAGGACGAUCCACGAUGGGAUGAGCGAUGGAACGGCUUGAAGAACUUCAAGAAGUUCCGACCUCAGGAGAAAGGUCUUGUCCGCAAAUCGAAUCAUGCAGGCAAAGUGUUCGUUCCGCUCGUGGCACUCAAAGCCAAGACUGGAGGCCUAGGUGAGCGGUAUUGGGAGAAGACCGAGGAGGAGAAGGAGCAUGAGCGACGUCAGAAGAAGAAGCGAGAGAAGCGGAAAGCCCAGGAGAGUCUCAGCCAAAGUCAGGCCAGGAGUGGUCAGACGAUCAAUGUGAGCGAUGACGAGGAGCAGCCGGUCGAUAACGUGGACGGGGACGAGCAACAUGUCAGCCCGGAGCUUGAUCGUCUUCAGGCGGAGGCUGCUUCGGUCCUUGACCACGAGAUCGAUGUCGACUCCCCGAGACGCACACGGGGUGAUGACGCCAGAGAGACACAGUCAACGAAAGCCACGGCGUCAGGUACACAGUCGACACGUGGGACGAAGCGGAAGACAGCAUCGAUCGCCGCUGCGCCGGCACCGAAGAAGCGCCAGAAGACGUUGCCAGUGACUACUAUCAGGGACGAUGAGGAUGAGGAGAGUGACGACGAGAACAAGUUCAGAUGGGGUGGGAAAGGAAGAGGUAGACGCGCGAAGGGAUAG
This is a messenger RNA of Cyphellophora attinorum, 2721 nucleotides long. RefSeq lists its product as uncharacterized. Lineage: Eukaryota; Fungi; Ascomycota; Eurotiomycetes; Chaetothyriales; Cyphellophoraceae. The coding region runs from base 1 to 2721 and encodes 906 amino acids. Gene Ontology annotation, cellular component: Mre11 complex. The record is from RefSeq and is a predicted model, not a curated record. Gene Ontology annotation, molecular function: damaged DNA binding; protein binding. Gene Ontology annotation, biological process: mitotic G2 DNA damage checkpoint signaling; double-strand break repair via homologous recombination. The transcript has a single exon.